Molecule: messenger RNA, 1313 nt
Organism: Solanum lycopersicum (tomato)
Lineage: Eukaryota; Viridiplantae; Streptophyta; Magnoliopsida; Solanales; Solanaceae
Product: COP9 signalosome complex subunit 7
Cellular component (GO): COP9 signalosome
Source: RefSeq, a predicted model, not a curated record
UCAAAGCAUCAUACCAAAUCAGACAAGCGCCCUUCUUCUCCGUGGGACUCCAAAAUUUUACAGUUAAAAAAGCCCUCUUCUCUAUUUGUUUUUGUGAUAAAUCUUUGAAUCGGAAAUCAGAAACCCUAAUAAUUUUCUUUGCUUUUGUCUAUAAAUGUUAUUGAACCCCUGAUUACUUGUGAUUAUUAAUUAUUCAUAGAGAGAUGGAUAUCGAACAAAAGCAAGCGGAGCACAUCGACUUCUUUGUGAAACAAGCAUCAGCACUCAAGGGUUCUGCCCUUACCACUGUUAUUGUUGAAGCCACUUCGCAUCCAUCACUCUUUGCUUUUUCAGAGAUUCUUUCUGUUCCCAGUGUUCUCGAGCUUGGAGGAACUGAGAAUUCAGUAUACCUUGAUUUGCUUCGUUUGUUUGCUCAUGGAACAUGGAGUGACUACAAAAGUAUUGCUGGCUGUCUUCCUCAGUUGGCGUCUGCCCAAGCUCUCAAGUUGAAGCAACUUACUGUGCUUACACUAGCUGAUACAAGCAAGGAGCUUCCAUAUGAUCAACUUAUGCAGGAGUUGGAUGUCACAAAUGUGCGUGAACUUGAAGAUUUUCUCAUAAAUGAGUGCAUGUAUGUGGGCAUAGUUAGAGGAAAGCUGGAUCAGUUGAAAAGAUGCUUUGAGGUACAAUUUGCUGCAGGGAGAGAUCUCAGACCCGGUCAAUUGGGGAAUAUGCUACAGACAUUAACUGACUGGUUGACUACUUCAGACAAUCUUCUUGUGUCAAUUCAAGAGAAAAUCAAAUGGGCAGAUACAAUGAGUGAAUCGGACAGGAAGCACCGGAAGGAAGUUGAAGAAAGGGUUGAUGAGGUGAAGAAGUCACUCUCUUUGAAGAAGCUACAAACUGUAAGCAGGCCGACGUUGACUUCAGAGGGCAUGAGGAGAUCUACUCUGAAUCUGGUGGAGUGAUGGAUUAUGAGGAAGACCGAGGCCGACCGAAGAGGAGACGACACCCUAUUGGUUAAGGUGAUGGAGUUGGGGGCGAUGUUAGGAAGAAUUAGAGUGGCUGCUGGCCAGUUUUUUUUUUUACCAUAGAUGCUUUCUGCUUUAGCAGACAGUUUCAACCCUUCUAAAAAUUUGUCAUGCUGUGAAUGGAACUUGUAGACUCGAAGUACCCCAUAGAGCCAUAUUUUGCACUUAACUCCAUUAUUUCCAUCUUGUUUGCCUUUUUUGAGUUGGAAAGAUUUUAAUAUGAUGACGACGACGAUGAUGAUGCGGCUGAAACUUGUGGAGCUGAUUCAUUUUACAUUCAUACAAGUCUAUAUGCUUUCAUGA